This is a messenger RNA of Rhopalosiphum padi (bird cherry-oat aphid), 2797 nucleotides long. Its product is annotated as organic cation transporter protein-like. The record is from RefSeq and is a predicted model, not a curated record. Gene Ontology annotation, cellular component: membrane. Gene Ontology annotation, biological process: transmembrane transport. The coding region runs from base 380 to 2002 and encodes 540 amino acids. Gene Ontology annotation, molecular function: transmembrane transporter activity. NCBI's taxonomy places the organism in Eukaryota, Metazoa, Arthropoda, Insecta, Hemiptera, Aphididae. The transcript has 11 exons.
ACAGUUUAGCUUAAUAGCGUGUGUUAUAGUCAAGUACUCUGCGAGUCUUACAAUUCGAAAUACAUAAACGUAUAAUAGAUACGAUUUAAAAUAAUAUCAAUUUUCACAUUUUAUAAUCAUACAAGAAAAUACAUAAACAAAAAUAAUUUCUCUGUUCUCUAUUUAGUGAAGGUAAUUAUUUUUCAGUAUUCAGUAUGAUGUAUUAAGUAGAUGUUUAAUUUUGUCCGAUGAACAAAUAAAAGCUGAAAAUGUCAAAUUCUGUAUGCAAUGAUGUAAAGCCAAACUAUUGGUGACUACUGAUGAGGAAUAUUGACUGGUUGUAUGUGAGCUAGCCCGGCUAAGUAAAUUGAAUUUACUUUCAUACACCACUAACUGCAAAAUGGUUGACAAAUUGGACAAAUACAUUGAUAGUUACUCCAAAGAAUGGUACCAGGCGUUCCUGCUGUUGCUGAUGGCCGGUACACCAGGCAUAUUUAAUGCUAUACAGAUUUCAUCGUAUGUGUUCCUAGUUGACAAGCCUUCGUACUGGUGUGAUAUACCAGUUUUGAAAGCGGCAGGGUGGAAUGACCUAAUGGUCUUAAAUGUUUCUACACCACGUCAAAAUUAUUCAUCAGACAAAAUUGAAGAAUGUACUUAUUACGACCGAAAUUAUUCAAUAUUUGCUGAAAAUGGAUACAAUUGGUCAAUGAGUAAUUUAGAAACAGCCACUUCUAAAUCUUGUCAGUAUUAUAGAUAUAGUAAUACAGAGUCUGUUAUACCUGAAUGGGAUUUAGUUUGUGAUAAUGUAGCGAAGAAGUCAAAUAUUCAAGCAGCUAUGGCUUUUGGAAAGUUUGUUGGUGGACUACUAUUUGGUUCAAUUUCUGAUAUUUAUGGCAGGAAGUUUGCUUUCAAUUUGGCAGCUUUAAUUUACAUGUUUUCGGGACCAUCUGCUGCCCUGGUUGAUUCAUAUGUAUUAUUUUUAAUUGCGAGAUUCUUGAUAGGUGUUGCUGGAUCUGGAAUUUAUGAAUCAUCGUAUACAAUACUGACUGAGCUGACAAGUGGUAAAACUCGUACAUUGCUUUGUCUAUUAAUGAAUAUGUCUUAUCCAAUUGGUUAUGUUUUGUUAUCAAUUAUUGCUUAUUAUGUACGGCCCUGGAGAAUGUUGCUUUUAGUUUUGUCUUUGCCCAUGUUUGGAUUGUUGAUACAAUGUUGGUUUCUACCAGAAUCUCCAAAAUGGUUGAUGUCUCAAGGUAGAAAAAGACAGGCUUGGGAAGUGAUGACUAAGCUUGUCCCUUCUGCUGUUCAUGCCGACAUAGAUAAUGAUAACCAGGAUAUGGUUGAAAUCAGAAAGUCAAAAAAGAGUCAAGGGAAAUGGCAGGAGUUUUUGUCUACUUUUACUACAUUGUUUUCUACUUGGGAUUUAUCUGCCAAGACAAGUAUUUCUUUUUCUUGUGGAUUUGUUUGUGGCUUAUCAUAUUACGUUAUUGCAUUAAAUGGCGAUAACAUUACUGCUGAUCGUUACAUAUAUGUUGCGUUGAAUGGCGUUGUUGAAGGCUUAGCAUACUUAUCAACUAUUCCAUUAUUACUUUAUAUUGGACGUAAAAUAGCAGUUUCUGGUUUAUUUUUUGCAUCCGGAAUUUUACAGCUUGCAUUAUUGACAAUACCACAAGAAAGUGCAAAUUUAUUAUUAUUUGUUGCUUUGCUUGGAAAAUUUUGUGUGAGUGCAGUAUUUUCAGUUAGUUUGCUUUAUAUAUCAGAAUUAUAUCCAACUACAAUAAGAAAUACUGGGCUUGGAACAUCAUUGACUAUUUCUCAAAUAGGAUCUGUUAUUGCACCAUACGUAGUUGAAUUAUUGGGAGCUAAAGCUUGGUACAUUCCAAGUACAGUAUGUGGAAUAUUAGGCAUUUUUGUUUCAACUUUGGUUCUUAUGUUGCCUGAAACCAAGGGAACAGUAUUACCAGAUACUCUAGAAGAUAUGAAACUUACUAGAUCUGUUAAAGUUACUAAUUGUUGUAAGUUUUAGUGCUAUUCACUAUUCUAUUACUUUUAAAAAUAAUACUUCUAACCAUAAACAUAAUAACUAAUUAUUUUGUCUAUACUUCUGACAAUAUUAUUGAUUGCAAAUUUUUAGACAGUAUAAUAUUGUAUAUCUUAUACUGUUGUUUUAUUGAGGAAUCAUUAUGGGUUGAAUAUUAAUGAAUUAUAGUUUUAAUAAAAAUAAAAAUUGAAUUAUUUCAAUGUGUUAAAAAAUAUUAAAAUACAAUUUUCAAAGAAAUUUUGCACAUGAUCUCAGUAUAGUUUAUUUUUACUAAACCAAACAAGAGAAAUUAUUCUAAUUAAGGUGUGGUGAUUUAUUUUUAUAUCUCUAAGAUCUUUUAUUUAUAUUAUUGUGAAAAUGUUUGAAUUUUUAAUGCACUAUUCCUACACUUUUAUUUAACAAUAUAACACUACAGUGAUCAAGUGUUUGAAGUUUUAUAUACACAAUUAAUUGUUAAAUUAUUAGAUAUUAUGAAUAUUUCAGUAAAAAUUCAUAAUAACUGCUACAUAUUAUUUAUGUAAUUUUACUCAUUGUUAUAUUUAUUAUAAAAUAAUUAUCUAACAACCAAUGUUUUAUAUGUUUAAUACUAUUAUGUUAUGUUUCUUAUUCAAUUAUUAUGUUUUAAGUUAUUUAUAUUUUAUCAACAAAAAUAGCAUAUUAUACAAGUAGACAAAUGUUUUAGUGUAUACUUUUGUCUGUUGGUUUAAAAUAAUUGUUUGUUUUAUUUUAUUUAAAUAAUACAUGUUGUUCAUUAAAAUUUGAACAUUUUUUUAACAAGUA